ACUGACGUUUCUCGGUCUGCCCCGAGAUAGACUGGAGAGAAUGGCUGCCAGUGGAGGUUAGCGAAAUCUUCAUUGUUUUGUGUACUAAUCUGACUCGAAUAACGCCCCGUAAAGUUGUAAUUUGUGUGUUUAUCUGAUAGCGGAGGUUCGUCUUGUAUACCAAUGUGAAGUUUCAUGACAUGUUGCGUUCUCGUUGAAAGAGGUCCGGCUCUAAAGGACUCAUCAAAAAGUGUUGGUAACCGUGAGCCUCGCUAGCGCUGUGAAGCUAAUGUUAGCUGUCUGGCUAACUUUCGGCCGGUUAGCUUGGUGCCUCCAGCUGAUCGUGUAAACACUUGCUUAUGACAAGACAUAAGGUCAGAGAAGAUGCCCCCAUAGUCUUUGUAAUAAUUAAAAUACACCAGGGGCCUUGUGUAGCUUUAUCUCUGUGAUAUAAAAACACAAAAUUUUGAAGCAUUUGAGUCUUUAUCGUCCUGAUCACCUCGUAAUGUGUCAAAGGGAGCUCGCUAACAUUAGCUAGUCGCUUAGCUGAAUGCUAAAAGUUAAGCUUGCAUGUCAACUAGCCUACGUCUCCGCGAACAAAGCUGUUACACACGAUAACCAUGCUCCGGAUAAUCUCCGUAAAUCAUUUGUAGUUUUUAAGUUUGAUCUCAUUUUUAAUUUGGCCAUCGGAUGGCUGCUUCAGUCUCUGGGCAAUGUUGCUCCAUGUUAGCAGGCUAGCUCCCACCUGGCCAGACACUAGUUUCAGUCCAGCCUUUGUCCUGUCAAUAAGCAGCACACAACACGAGGUAUCUGUGAGAAAAGUUUUUUUCUUCUUUGACCAGGUAAAAGAAGAGCAAACUAAUUGAUUCGAUGGGGUAGAAACUCACUAUGAGAUGCUAGUAAAAGAAAUCGUCCAAACACGUGUGAAAAGAAACAUGUUUGCUGCUGAUUUCACGAGUUUUAAAGCCCAGACCGUCCGGAUGGCUUGACUCUGUCCCUUGGAAAAAUGAUUUACUCGGCCUAAAAGCUACAAACAAAAACAUGUCAAUACAACAAAAGCACAAGUUAAAAAGUAUUCUUUCACAUAGUCCCAGGAAUACAGGACAAAAUAUAUUCUUUUAAGUGGUUUUUAAACCUACACUGACCAGCCAUGACAUUAUGGUCACCCAGGCACUCUAAUGCAAUCCAAUACAACAGCUCUUCCACAAAUUCUGCCUUUACAGGGCGUUUAAAUGUUCAGUUGUUUGUUGACAUGAUCAGGGAGGUGGUUUUAAUACUUUUAAGAGAGUCAUGGUGUCUUAUAUUGAAAUGUUUUCCUUGUUGUUUGUCCAUUUCAGUUGUAAAAAUGAAGGGAGCAAAUUUACUUUCAAUAUGAUGCACUCCAGUAUGUCUCCAACACUCACUACAGCCUCUAAGUAUCAUUGAAAGAACUGUUAUCACCUGUCUGACCAUGUCAACAGAAACUGUAAAUGUAAGAGCUUUGUAAAGUAGAGUCUAUAGUUGAGCUGUUGUAUUGGCUUAAAUUAUAUUGGUCCUAUCAUCUAAAUACGAUCAUCUAAAACUCUGACAUCGGCUUCUCCUGUUUUUAAAUGCUUUUAAGUGUUGCCAUCAACCAGCGUUUAAUUAAUGGAAAUAAUUGAAUGAAAAUCUUCACAUCUGUGAUAAGAAGGAAUCUCAAGAGGCCAACAAAAUUGCUGUUGAUCAGCAACUUAAAGGGAUAUUCCGUCAUAAAAUUAAGUUAGGGUCAAAUACACCAUAAUACCAAGUUAGAUACCUUGUCAAGAGAUGAAUGUUGCCGACCGCUUGCUUCUCUAGUUUUACUAGCUUCAGUAAUGACAGCACGAUAGCAAAACAGAGAGCCACGCGCUCAACCAAAACGCCACUCUAUAGCCACAAAUAAUGCUCAGAACAGCACCUAACUUCAUCUACAGUACAGUUAGGGUCCUAGCCAUAGUACUAGCCACCAAUCAUCUUUUUAACUUUGCCUAAUUUCUUUAGCAAAGAGAUUAAACACAACUCACCUACUCUUCUCCAGCAGCCGCUUGUUUGUAGGGAGAUCUCAGGCGACUCCAUUACGAACUACAGCGGGGUGACACAGCUCAAGGAAGAACAUUUAUGAUCAUUUCUGGAAAUGCAAUCAGACCAAGAUGCUAAAGCAGAUAAACUACUAUCUGUAGUGCAAAAUGAUUAAUAUGGUGAUUAUUACUUCAAGAAAAUCGUAAAAAAGUAAUUAUAAAGUUGGUAUCACUAGAGAAGCAAGCGGUUGGCAACAUUCAUCUCUCUAGGGGUGUCUAACUCAACGUAACGGUGUGUUUGACCCUAAAUUAAUUUGUUUUAUGAAAAAAAUUGCUCUAUAUCAGUCAGAUAUCAUCACAGGGUCCUGGUGAUAUCUUAAUAGUGUAUAGUGCUGGGUUUACAUUAUCCUUCAAUGCUGUGAUUUUCUUAUGUUUUCUCCUUUUUGUCACUGUGAUUUUUAGAGGUUGGGAAGCUGUUACAAGUUCAAAAUGGGACGCCUCCAAGCACCAACUAUAAUGGGGUAGAUGCUGUUCAUGCCUGUAACAUCCUUCAGCAGCUUAAAGCCUUGUACGAUGAGGCACAGCUCACAGACAUCGUUGUAGAAGUGGAUCAUGGCAAGACUUUCUCGUGUCAUCGAAAUGUCCUUGCAGCAAUCAGUCCCUAUUUUAGGUAAAAUAACAAAUUUUGGUUGUGUACAUGUGUUCAUUUUCUGUACAUUUGAACAAUAACUCAUUGAUUUCAUGUAAUUAGUUCAGUACAGUUUUAAAAUGAGUGUUUCCACUAGGUCCAUGUUCACCAGCGGCCUUACAGAGAGCAGCCAGCGUGAAGUCAGAAUUGUAGGAGUGGAAUCUGAAUCCAUGCACCUGGUCCUGGACUAUGCCUACACAUCCAGGGUCACGCUCUCUGAGUCCAACGUCCAGGCCCUGUUCACUGCAGCCAGCAUUUUCCAGAUUCCUGCACUGCAAGACCAGUGUGCCCAGUUCAUGAUCAGCAGGCUAGACCCCCAGAACUGUAUUGGGGUCUAUAUGUUUGCUGAUGCCUACGGACACCAGGAGCUAAGGGAACGCUCACAGGACUACAUUCGCAAGAAGGUCAGUAUACCUAGAGCCCAGGGUAUGGCUUUUAUAUGUGCGCAUUUUCUUUGUCCUUUAAUAAUCCCGCCAAGUGUGACAUCAUAAGAAUUUUAAUUCCCUAGUUUGUUUGAAACACAACUUAAACCCUUUUUAUGUGUCUGUGGUUUUUAUUGUGGCAGUUUCUGUGUGUGUCAUGGGAGCAAGAGUUCCUGCAAAUGACCAAGGAGCAGCUUGUUAGCAUUUUAAACAAUGAUGACCUCAAUGUGGAGAAGGAAGAGCAUGUCUACGAGAGUAUUGUGCGCUGGCUUGAGCACGAUCUGCCUGGCCGUGAGGCCCACUUAGCUGAAGUUUUUUCCCAAUGCAUCCGUCUGCCCUUACUGGAUGAAGCCUUCCUCAGUCGGAUACCUGCACCCUUUGCUUGUGCUCUGUCUCUGUCUAAGGACCCUGCUGAGGCCAAAACCCGCCUCACUGGCACCAACGGUUGCCCACAGCGCCUGGGUAUGACAGCUUCUGAGAUGAUAAUCUGCUUCGACGCCGCUCACAAACACUCAGGGAAGAAGCAGACGGUGCCUUGCUUGGACACAGCCACAGGAAGGGUGUUCAAGCUCUGUAAACCACCUAAUGAUCUUCGGGAGGUCGGUAUCUUAGUGUCCUCAGAGAACGACAUCUACAUAGCUGGAGGCUACAGACCGAGCAACAGUGAGGUGUCCAUAGAUCACCGGGCAGAGAGUGACUUCUGGCAGUAUGAACAUGCGGGCAAUCGAUGGCUUCCUCGUGCACCUCUGCUGAGAGCAAGGAUAGGCUGCAGGCUAGUGCACUGCUGUGGGAAGCUUUAUGCACUGGGGGGGCGAGUGUAUGAAGGCGAUGGGCGAAAUGCAUUAAAAUCAGUUGAAUGCUAUGAUGCCAGGGACAACUGUUGGACAGCGGUCAGUCCAAUGCCAGUAGCCAUGGAGUUUCACAGUGCUGUGGAGUACAGGGACCGCAUCUAUGUUCUCCAAGGUGAGUCAAUGCUGAUUAAAUCUCACUGAUUGACAGCAGUAGAAUUUUACAGCAGUUUGCUUAAGAUGAAAGUUUGUGUCCUUUUUCUCUUUUCUGCAGGUGAGUACUUCUUUUGCUUCGAUCCACGAAAGGACUACUGGAGUCAUCUCGCCCCGAUGAGUGUCCCUCGCAGUCAGGGUUUGGCUGCCUUGCAUAAGAACUGUAUCUAUUACAUUGCUGGAAUCUGCAGGAACCACCAGCGCACCUUCACUUUGGAGGUCUACGACAUUGAGAAGAACACAUGGAGCCGCAAGAGGGAUCUCCCCUUUGACCAAGCCACGAGCCCAUAUAUCAAGGCCAUGCUUCUGCAAGGAAAACUACACUUGUUUGUACGAGCCACACAGGUCAUGGUGGAGGAACAUGUGUUUCGUACCAGCCGCAAGAACUCCCUUUACCAGUAUGAUGACGAGACAGACGUGUGGGCCAAAGUCUAUGAGACACCAGAUCGCCUCUGGGAUUUGGGUCGCCAUUUUGAAUGUGUGGUGGCCAAACUUUACCCACAGUGUCUUCAGAAAGUGCUUUGAGGAGGCUGGUUUUGUGAACCCAAUCACUGAGGCAGAGAGAGUUGUGUGGUCCUGCCUGCCUUGUGCCUGGUGUUACCUUUUGGUUUGCACCACAAGGACCAUUUUUUUGGUUAAGUCUUAAGUCGUUCAAACAUUAGUUUAACAUGAUCAAAACGGGGGUGCUUUUAAAAGAUUGCAGUAUUUUUUUUUUCUCCAGAUAGCACCAGCUACCCACACUGAUGCUUGUUUAACAAACCGUACAAUGAAUCAUAAGUGCAAUUAUCCUAUUUUUUGCUUAUUGUUGAGCCAUGUUUUUUCUUUCUUUCUUUUUUAUUUUGGUUAUUGUUUUGUGUUAGAUACUUAUAUAGGUAGGGAUUUUUACUAAUGGUAAGCAUGCGAGUGAGGGUAGUGGUAAGAUAAACGUGUGCCCUCUGGAGAUAUGGAUGCUACAUGUCAGCAUAAAGUGAAAAUCUAUAUAAAUAUAUAUAAAUAACUAUAUAAACUAUAUAUAUUCAUACGGGUAAGAUGAGUACCUUAGCUCAUUAGUAGGUUGCUGGCUCUGAGGUGUGUGUUUGUUUUUUUUUUUCUUAUGUGCUCAAGUCCCUCUUUGGCUUAUUUUAUAGACGAGUUUUAAUUUGAAGUGUGCUUGUGAUUUACAUUACCUUAGUGUUUUCAAAGCUUGAAGCUUGUUUGAUAAUUCUUUUUUUCACGGGCGUCAGUGUGUCAAACAGUACACUAUGUGUGGCUUGCAAGCUAUUUUUAGGUUUUAUUUGAGAUUUCAGUUGCAUGGGGUCUCAUACCUCCCACUUUUUCAGUUUGCAUCCAUUUUCUUUUGUCACAUGCGAAGACAACUUAAGUGAAAUGUUAAGAGUACUCUCUCUCCACAUUGGAGAAAUAUGGACGGAGUCAAAUUUGUUGCAACACUAAGUGGAAAGUUCAGACCAACUAACAGGCUUACCUCAGAAACUUCAGAAAUAUUCAGUUAGGAGUAAAGGGACAUUUCAGGCCAUUGUGUGAAAAGCUCAGUUCAGCAUUGAGCUCUGUUGACUUUUUUUUGGCGUUCGAUCAUAAUUAUUUGCAAGAGGUGAAAGAGCCUUGCUCUUCAAUGCCAAAUAAGCAUUUGAGGUCUUGUUAAGGUUGAUCUGGACACUGAAAAUAAUUUUGUGGUAGCAAUAAGUCAUGGAACUGUGAUUAGGCUAUAUUACGUUGUAAUACCUUAGUAAAAGUGCAUUAAUGGUUUUGUGUGCUUGUUUAUGCUAUUGAAAAUCACAGUAGUUCCAAUUACGAUUGCGUGUCUGGUGAAUGGGUGCAAGGUGGAAGUGAUGCGUAACUUAGUGCAGAUCAUUUGAGAUGCCAAUGUGCCUGUGGCUUGAAAAAGGGGCAUCAGAAUCAAAAACUUUUUCUCCUGAUGAAGAAAAUCUGAAAAGUCUUACUCAGCAUUGCACUGAAUCACUCUCCACUUCAGCAGUCCUCCACUGCAAACUUUACAAAGCACCCUACAGAACAAGCAGACUAUACAAAAGGGUGGCUCGGGUCAUGUGCUCACUCAUCCAACAGCCGUGAAUUCGUUUUCACACGCCAUCUCACAGAGGACACAAAUUGUUGGUGCUGCUCUUUUUUUAUUUUGACAAUCUUGUACAGAAGAAUUAAUACCACCACUGAGUGGCGUUCCCUGUGAAAGUGUGACAUUUUCAGUGCCGUCAAUUUCCUCAUGCAGGUUCCUGUGUCAUCUUUGCACUACACAUUUCCAUUUGUGUUUUAUCUUGACAGAGAAUGCCUCUCUAUAGUGAUAAAGGUUUUACAAACCACCGAGCAAUCAUAGAGAUUUACACAGGAAGUAUUACAGGAUGAGUCACAUUCAUUAAGGACGUAAGGAUAUAAUAUAACUUCUCCAAGAGAAGAUCCACUGUUGACUGACUUUGAGUUGAUUUUUUUUCUAUUGACCCAGCUUGAACAAUGCCCUCAUCAAGGGUGAGAAAAGGUUUGAGCUUCAUUCACAUGUCUACAGACGGCCAUUUGAGAACCAGGAACGGAGAACUCUCAGGAUUUCUACUGAUACACAGUACUGUAUUUAAAUGUUUUUGUUAUGUGUAAUAUACUGUACUAUAGGUUUGCUGUACUUGCACAGUUUUUUAAACUUCUUUUCAGUUUCUUUUAUAACUUGAAAAAAUAGAUGUGAUUUUCUUUUUGUUGUCUCCAGUGGCUGUUUUUCCAUUUCUUUGUGUAAUUAUUAUCUAUUUAGUUUUGGUAGAGUAAUCCUGCGUGGUUGAGAAAAAUUGAUUACCUGCACGAGUGCUACGUUUUGAUUUUCUUUUUCCCUCUGUUGUACAGUAGUAUUUCUUUGUAACCUCUCUCUGAAACUAAGCAUUACAGAUCAAGUAACACCGUUGUUACAUCACUCUUUAAACACCAGUCUGGUAACACAACAAGCUAAAAAAAGAAAAAAAAAACUACUCCAUGUUCAAUAUUUAGUGGCCUUGAGCUGCAAUACUUCGCUCAUUCUGGUCAUCUACAUGCAUCGCUUAUUGGUGCUAUCUCAUCGUGCUCUCCAUGGAUUCUCACUUUUUUGCUGGUUUGUCUGCUUUUGGGUUAUGGUGGUGGUUACGCUCAACUGUGAAAUUCACAUUGCACAUAAUUUUAAAAUAAUAAAAAAAUAUUAAAGAUAA
This is a messenger RNA of Xyrichtys novacula (pearly razorfish), 7275 nucleotides long. The record is from the annotation of a GenBank genome assembly. Lineage: Eukaryota; Metazoa; Chordata; Actinopteri; Labriformes; Labridae.